Carassius auratus (goldfish) is the source of this 2850-nucleotide messenger RNA. RefSeq names its product zinc finger BED domain-containing protein 4-like. The coding region runs from base 899 to 2812 and encodes 637 amino acids. Gene Ontology annotation, molecular function: protein dimerization activity. The record is from RefSeq and is a predicted model, not a curated record. The transcript has 2 exons. Lineage: Eukaryota; Metazoa; Chordata; Actinopteri; Cypriniformes; Cyprinidae.
UUAGAGCAAAAAAAAUAAUCAGAAAAACAAAUGUGAAUAAGACUACAGCUGCCGCGAUUACCUAAACAUGAAAAAAGUGCAUAUUACAGUUUUGUAUAUAUAUAUUUUCCCUUUGCAUUAAAGGUACUCACGACGUGAUUUUGCAGCGUUGAGCAUUGUAGCCAAUCACAGACAUGUCUGUUAAACGCAUUGGCCAAUCAGAGACGUGCAAAUGAGUCGCUGUGCUGAAGAUCAACGCGAGCUCAACGAGUUCUACACUUUCACAAACCUGUCAUUAUUAUUGGCAAUAAACUUUAGAUGCAAAUAAGAGAUUCACUACAAAAUAUUUGAUAUUUUUUAUGCUGCUCUGAUGCACUCCAUUAGGACUAUAGUAUAAGCAGGCUAACAAAUAAAGUAAUAUUAUUCUAAUAUGAUUAUUUCUUAUAUUGGAAUAUAUAGGAGUUAUCUGUAUAAUUUAUAAAACACUAUGGCAAGGUAAUGUUUAACUUAUAUAUAUUUUUUUUCUUUCUUAUUACAUUUUAUAUUAUCUCACACAUGGAUCACAUUUUCUAUAAUGUCUAAAAUCUAAAUCAAAAUACAUAUCUGAUAUGACUUAUAUUGUUUGUUUUAUGCUAAUUAUUUCAUUCACAUUUUCAAGGAUUAAAGAUUAAAUGGAAAAAAAUAAAAAUGAUUGCACAGCAUUCAAUUAGGUGGUGAUAUGCACUAAGCAUGUAAACAACUAAUGAACAAAAGAAGAAAGAAACAGUUGGCAUGCUUUUUCUUAGCGCCCGUUUCUAUAGUGACUCGUCGAUUCAUCGCUCUGUUGAGAAUGUCUUGAGUCUUAACCAGGAACAUACACUGAAGUAGCAUUGUCCACUAAUAAGAAUCAGUGGAGAAGGGCAAUGUCUGGAAGAUUUUGAUGCUAAGCAUUAUAGUAAAUAAAAACUACAAAAAGCCUCAAACAACUAUUUUUUUUAACCGUAUAUCAUGUUUUCAUGUCUGCCCGAUCAUACAGUACAUCCCAUUCUUGUUUUUGCAUCUGUUUCACAGAUAUGCAGAGUAUGAAAGGGCAAGAAACGCCUGCACUGAUGCUACACAGCCUGCGAUUUCCCAGUUCCUCCAGUCUCGUCCUCAGGAAGCCUAUUCAACUAAUCAUCCAAGACAGAAGGCCAUAACAAAUGCCAUUCUAAGAGACCUGGUGAUAGGAUGUAGCAUGCCUCUUUCAAUCACUGAGAAUGGACAUUUCAGACACUUCAUGUCUGUGGUUGACUCCAAGUACCAGCCUGCCUGUCGUAGGACAAUAACUUCAAAGAUAGAAUCUCUUGUUGCAGAGACUAAAGAGAAAAUAAAAGUGCUUCUUGCUAGUGCAGACCAUGUAUCAGUUACAGUGGAUAUUUGGUCAGACAGGAGAAUGCGUGGCUUUUUGGGAGUCACUGGCCAUGUUUUGGCAACAUCUGAGGGAGUUCAGCUGAAAUCAUACUUGCUUGCCUGCAACAGAUUCAAAGGAACUCACACAGGAGAACGGAUAUCAGAAGCCUUUGAUUCCAUAUGUGAUGAAUAUGACAUCAGACAAAAACUUGACUUUGUUAUUUGUGACAAUGCUGCUAAUAUGAAGCGAGCAUUUACAGUGUGUUUUCCAAAAGAGCAAGAUGGUGAAGUAACUGAUGACGACAAUCUGGAUGAUGCAGAGUUGUGGGAAGACCUCUCCAGAGGUGAAUGGGAGACUGUGGACCGCAUGAUCAACAGAGGAAGUCCUAAACGUCAGCAAUGCUUUGCCCAUACGCUGCAGUUAACUGUUGGUGAUGGUCUCAAAGAUGCACGGAUCAUGAACAGUACCUUUGCAAAAUGCUCCAAACUGAGCUCACUCCUGCAUACAUCCAGCACCUUUAAAGAUGCUUUUGAAGAUAAGUUUGGGCAGCGAGGGAUACCUGCUGCUGUGAAUACACGGUGGAAUUCAACUCUCCGCCAAGUCAAGGCAGUGCUCUCAUUCAGUCAUCAGGAACUGUGCAGUGUUGCUCAGGACACAGGCCACAGUGAGCUGGUCUUCUCAAUUAGGGAGUGGAAUCUGAUGAAGGAGCUUUGUGAUGUGCUACAGCCAUUUGCCGAGGCCACCGAUCUUACUCAGGGAGAGAAGAUUGUGACGGUCAGCUCUGUCCUCCCCUGUGUAUUGUCACUAAACCACCAUUUGGAAAAACUCAAACAGCAAGUGCGCUUUCUGAGAAGCAUGAUCCAUAACCUGCAAUGCUCUCUCAAGAAAAGAUUCCGGGGGAUCUUUGUUAAUCUGAAAAUGUUAUCAGCAGCAUCAGGAGAAGAGCUGCCAUUUGCUGACCCACUCUACAUCAGAUCAGCUGUCCUGGACCCAGCUUUCUCCAUGAUGUGGCUUCAGCAUGAUGUGCUUGUCACCGAUGACAUAAAGAAUGACAUUGUUGACAUGGUGAAAGAUCUGAUUCUACGUGAGGUGCGACCUGACACAACAUCCCAGAGUCCUGGAUUCCAAGAGGCUGAAAAUGAAAACCAGGAGGAAGAGAGCACUGGCUUAUUCUCAGAGUAUAGAAAACGCCGCAAGCAGGACACAGCCACCAACCCAGAGACACAACUAAAUAACUAUUUUGGUCUUUGUUGUGGGCAAGCUUGUCUGUCCUUCUGGGAUGCAAACAGGGGUAUCCUCCCUGCACUUUUUCCGGUUGCAAUGAGAGCUUUUUCAGUGCCGGCUUCAAGUGCCCCAGUUGAAAGGGUCUUCAGUCAUGGUGGGAUCAUCAUGAGGCCACAUCGUGCUCGGCUUGCAGACAAGACCCUCUCAAAUCUUAUAUUUUGCAAGUGCAAUACCUUGUAAAAGAGGUAAUGACUUAUGGAUGUGUGUGUGUGUGUGUG